Protopolystoma xenopodis is the source of this 290-nucleotide messenger RNA. Lineage: Eukaryota; Metazoa; Platyhelminthes; Monogenea; Polystomatidea; Polystomatidae. The record is from the annotation of a GenBank genome assembly.
UAACUGGCAUGUGGAACCAUCUUGAUAGAAACUCAAUACCUGGUGCAAUGGCUAUAUCUAGACACAUAGGCAAACUAAAUCUUUCUCGGACUGCCCUGUUAAUUUGCGAUAUACAGGAAAAAUUUCGCACUUCCAUUUCACACUUCGAUGCAGUAGUACUUGUUACAAAACGUAUGCUAGAUGCAAGCCGUAUUUUAAAAAUGCCUGCAUUUAUAACGGAAAUGUAUCCUAAAGGUCAGUCACUUUUUAUUGAUUGUACCUUAGGUUUCUAUAUACAUUUUUCUACUUGA